Molecule: messenger RNA, 1897 nt
Organism: Aedes albopictus (Asian tiger mosquito)
Lineage: Eukaryota; Metazoa; Arthropoda; Insecta; Diptera; Culicidae
Product: UDP-glucosyltransferase 2
Exons: 2
Coding region: 257-1840 (527 amino acids)
Molecular function (GO): UDP-glycosyltransferase activity
Source: RefSeq, a predicted model, not a curated record
GAAUUUCACGUACCAAUACAAAUAGCGAAUAAUCAUCAUAAUAAACAGCACUCAUCAGCCGCGCCUCAACCACUUCAACACAAUUGCCGCCCUAUCUACACCGUGUUCCGGUCGGUCGAGGCUAUUCUAGGCGUCGUCGUCGUCCGUCCAGCCGUAGUCGACCGUCAACUUCGAAGGAGAUAAGUUUCACAGUUAAGACACAGCAAAAACCACAAGUCGCACACCUCAGUGUAUUCGAGUCGAUGCGCGCCACCCGAUGACAGAGAGCAGCAGCAUCAUGAUUGGCAAAAUUGGCUUCCCGCUUGGGCUGGUGCUGGUAGCACUACUGGCAAUUAGCAGCCCGAACAUCGAGGGCGUACAAUCGGCAAGGAUUCUUUGCGUGUUUCCCAGUCCCGGACGAUCGCACGUCAUGGUGGGACAAACGCUGCUGAAGGCGCUGGCCGAACGUGGUCACGAGGUCACCAUGGUCAGCCCGUUCAAGCUAUCGAAACCGGUGCCGAACUACCGGGAGAUCUACAUUCCGGCAGAUGACACCGUCAGCAGGAUGACGAAAAGCUUCCUGGAGAAACAGACGAACAUGUUCAAGGUCAUGCCGACCAUGAUCGCGAGCGUUUUGGAAACGGCCAACAAAACAAUCAACGAUCCGAAGUUUUUGGCCAUCAAGAACGAGCAGUUCGAUGUGGUUAUAACGGGGCUGUUCGUAGCGGAUUUUAUGCUUGGGUUUGGUCCUCAUUUCAAUGCUCCCACUAUCGCACUGUGGUCUGCCGGGCAGACCAAAUUCACUUCCGAUCUGGUGGGCAACCCCAGGGCAAUCGAGGCCGUUCCGCAUGUCAUGCUCGGCACAAGAGGUCCCUUAGGGUUUGUCAGCCGAAUGAAGAACCUACUGAUCGGAAUUUUGGAAAAUGUUAUGACUGAAUUCUUAAAGUACAAACAACAGCAGUACUACGAUUCGAACUUCCCCGCCGACAAAUAUCCACGUUACAGCGAUGUCCGGAAAAACGUGUCACUAGUCCUCCUCAAUACGCAUUUCUCGAGCUCCGGACCGCGACCUUACAUUCAAAACGUGAUCGAGGUCGGCGGACUGCAGAUCAAGACCAAACCCGAUCCUCUACCGAAUGACAUCCAGGAGUGGUUGGACGGAGCAGAACAUGGAGUCAUCUACUUCUGUCUGGGUUCAAAUCUCAAAUCAUCCGACCUACCCCCGGAGAAACUCCAGAUUUUCCUCAAGGUCCUCGGAAAACAAAAACAGCGAGUCCUAUUCAAAUGGGAAACCGAUAGUAUCCCCAACCAGCCGAAGAACUUCCUGACCAAGAAGUGGCUUCCCCAGGACGACGUCCUAGCGCACAAGAACGUAGUCCUGUUCAUCUCGCACGGCGGCCUGGGGGGAAUGGCCGAGGCACGAUUCCAUGCCGUUCCCGUACUGGGAAUCCCGAUCUUCGCCGAGCAGUCCCACAAUGUGAAUGCAGUCGAAGGCGAAGGCUGGGGCAAACAGUUGGACUAUGCGACUCUAACCGAGGAAUCGUUCGAAACGCCAUUGAGGGAGCUUCUGACGAAUCCGCAGUAUCGACAGAAGGUGAAGGAACUGUCCGAACUGUACCGGGACCGACCGCAGAGUGCGGUGGAUUUGGCCUGCUAUUGGGUGGAGUACGUGAUCAGGCAUAAGGGAGCUCCCCAUAUGCACUAUCAGGGAGCGGAACUCAAUUUCAUCCAAGAACAGAUGUUAGAUGUGGUGGCUGUUUUGCUGGUGGGAUUGUUUGUGCUGUUCAAAGUUGUAAAGUUUAUGGUUAAGGCGUUGGUGAGACGAGUCUGCGGUGGACGAAAGAAACAGAAGACGAAUUGAAGAAAUCUCCAGUAUCGGGUUCUGGGGACGCUUAGUCAAAUAAAGUAUUGCGUUUUA